This is a messenger RNA of Physella acuta, 3173 nucleotides long. RefSeq lists its product as uncharacterized. The record is from RefSeq and is a predicted model, not a curated record. Lineage: Eukaryota; Metazoa; Mollusca; Gastropoda; Physidae.
GUCUACACUGCACAAAAUGGACUAAAUUUGAUAUUGAAAUGUACGAUGUUGAUGAUAACCAAGGCCUAGAUCUAGAAUCAACUACAUAUGUAACAAGACCACAAGCAUCAGAACUUGUUUGUUUGAACUAGUUUCACCAUGUAUAUUCAAGUGUCAACAAUUACAAAUCCCAGAUGUUAACCUGCUUUAAUUUCAAGCCCAAAUUGAACAUCAGUCAUGUCGUUGGCUAAGUUUUUGCCUAUCACCCCUGAGCAGGAAGAACUGCUUUGGGAGAAGAAGCAUUUAAGUCUCGACUCCUCCUCUGGUCUCCUCCAGGCUGUUAUUUUUUACCUGAUCAAAUGCUUUGGGCUAUGGCAAGGUAAAUUUGUACGUCUGCUCACCACAAAUCAUGUGACAUUUGGCGAGGAUGAGCUUGGUAAUUUCGUAGCCAUUGAUGUGCCUUCAGUUACGAAAUCCGGACGAAUUGUUAAGCGGUACGACGACCCGGAUAAUCCGAGAAGCAUUUAUAAAAUUAUUAAAAUCUAUCAUGGGUACCUAGCCAACGAAGGGCCUUUUUUAGUUCGUCCAAUAUCAUCGAUUAAGGAGUAUGUGUGUUAUAGUCCAUGGCCAAUAGGUAUUGGUGGCAUUGAUCAAACAGUCAGUAACCUUAUGAAAGAAAUUGGCUGUCAUGAGUCGUACACUAAUUGUUCAGUCAGUCUACUUUCAGUGGAGAUUCUCAAGAAUAUUGGAAUAGGUUGUCACUGCAUCGGAACUUGGACGCUCCGGCUGUGCUUUAAAUCUGCUAAAGCAUUUUUUAAAGAUGCGGUGAAGUCGUGUACAAAAGUGAACUGCGAGGAGAAGAACCAGCAGGUGUGCCUGCUAGUCAGCAGACUGCUGGAUCCGCCCUACCCCCCAGAGAGUGCCAUGCUACUGGCAGAAAGAAGACAUGUAGGGGACUUGUUUAAAAAUAAAACUAUUCACUCUAUACCUCCACUGAAUACGCAAGCUUUCAACUCCUGGCUGGGGAACAUUAAGACAGAACCCAUGGAGUUUAAUGAGGAGGUGGUGUACCAAAACACUGAAGAGCUGGCGCAGUCUUCUUGCACCACAUUCUCACAACAGUCUACCUUAGGGAGCAGCCAUAAAGUCAGGGUCAACACAAAACUGAACAAGUCCAAUGCCGCAAACUCUUCUGCUUCGCCGGGUAAUAAAUCUCUUUCAAAGAAAAAUGAUUUUAAAAUUGUUGCUGUUAAGUCUAUUUCUGAAAAAGAUUUCUGCGUGCAGGAAAACGGCAGGGAAAAUUCCUCAGUAGCGGGUGUUUCAAAACAUUCGGAUCCGAGCCAUGUUGGUAAACGAAAAGUUCCGUCAAGUGGUCAGGAUUUAAAUGACGAGCCAGCUCUACAGUCUAAAAUACCAAAGCUGGAGCCUGGUGAAGAAACGACAAAUCCAGAAACUGAGAAAUCACAUUUUAUUGGCAGGCAGAUAAAAGAAGAAAUAAAUGAAGAUUUAGUUGAUGAUUUGCCAGUAACUUUUAUUAAAAGUGAAGUCACUGACCCCACUGAAGAUGAGGGGUAUAAUUGUUCUAACGAAUUCAAUGCGACAGAUGAAUAUAAUGCAACGAGUUGUUGUAAUGAUUAUGACGCAACUGGUUGUUCUAAUGAAUGUGACACAGCAGGAUGUUCAAAUGAGUAUGAUGCAAGUGAUGUAUCUAUUAAACAAGAAGUAAUUUCUAAUGAUGAUUUAGUGGAAGAGGCUGAUCUUGAACACGAGGAUUUAGAUGAGAACACACUUUUAUCUAGUAAAGUGAUCCAUGACAGUAAAUCAUCAUUAGUAUUAGGACAUGACUUUGUGUUAGAGGAUUGUAAAAAAGAAGGAAUCACACCUGGUGGGAUAGCCCACAUUACACCUAAAAGUAAAAGAGGCAACAUAAAUGACCUGUCUUCAGAUAGUGCACCAGGUGAGAAUGAUAAUCAUGAUGACUGUGCAGAUUUGAGCCAGGUGGGGGUACAGUCCCACGUAGGGACGGUCACACUAACACCAGGUAAGAAUGGUAGUAUCAGACAGGUCAGGGGUGACAACACUGCCAGUACUCACAUGCACACAGAGCCUGUUGUGGACACAGAGGACAGUGCAGACUCACUCACUGGCACUGAACCCAUUUUAUCCAACACCAUUAAACACGGAUCUACAACAUCCUUGAACAAUCAACCAUCAACGAGUGUUAAAAUUCUAUGUAAAAAUACAUUAGAAUCUAUGAAUAACCAAACUGACUGCUCAUUACCAUAUUCUGAUACUUCAGAUUCGAAUCUUAAUUCUAAAAUAUCUUUGGCUUGUUCUUCAGAUUAUAUUCCCACAAAACAGAAUUUCCAAAACGAAAUUUCAAACUCUUCAGCUAUUCCAUGUAAAGUACCAAAACAGAAUUUCAAAAAGUCAACCAGGUCUAGACCUGGCUUAAGACUGAAAAGAAAUCAAAUCUCACAUUAUCUUAAAAGAAAACAGCUCCAGCACUUGACUCCGUACAUAUCUGCUCUUAAAUCAAAAUCUUUUCCCACCACCUCCUCUAGCUCUGAGCCCAUCCCACCCCCGGCGUCACUUCUUGACUCGGAGAGAAUCAACAUGGUCACUAAAAGUGGUAUCUACUACUUCAAAAGCGACCACGGCAUGCAGGUGACUAACCAGGUGCUUGAGAUUAAAGAAGAAAACAAUUCCCGGAGGAUUACAAUCAGUGAUAUCCCAUGUGUUAAUCCAUCCCUACCCCAGGCUAGGUCGGACACGGCAAAGAGCAGCGAGUCCCCGCCGUCUGAGUUCAAGUUCGGCAACUAUUUCCCCGAGGGCACAAUGAUACCAGCCAGUGGAUUAAAACUUUUAACAAAGUGCGGACCUAAUGGAUUAGAAGUUGUUCUUAAAUUUGACUUCUGCAAAGAUUCUUAAUGCUGAAGUAAUAAUAUUGUAAUGUUAUUGUUUUGUUUAUUUACUACAUUGAAGCUAUCAUCAAGGGUAAACUUAUAUACAUAUUUUAUUUCAGCCAUAUAAUGUUGAGGUUUAAAACAGUGAGAGGUAACUCUUAUAUUACUUAAUCGUACUCCUUUAUUUAAUAUACCAUUAUUUGGUAUUGAUAAAUCAAAUGAGAAUACAUUUUAUCACAAUUCAUUGAGACUGUUAAAGAUGUCUUAUAAAAUAAGUCAAUAACAAUU